UUCCGUCUGUUGGUAAAAGGCUGGUCUUUCUAAAGGUGGCCAUUGACUGAGGUCCGUGGAUUGGUCGAUUAGUCAAGGCAAGCAAUUGGGGCUGGACAGGAAACGACUCCCAUGCAACGCGCAACACUCCCAGCUCCCUGGGAGAAAACGGGAGAGGGAACAGAGCGACAAAUGUAUCCUUGAGCGUAUGGGAGAUUUUUUGUCAGGCGGAUGGUCAGUGAUAAGAGAGAUCUCCGUUUGUUGCCCUAUUAACGGGUAUGAUUUUAUUAAUUGGGAUUUUUCUCCAGGAUUUUCCCCAAUUUCUUCGCGUGCUGAGAGCAUUGUUGUAGCCUUCCCACCAGGAAACAGGAGGGGACUUCAUUGUCGAGCCGUAGCCUAUUGGAUCGGGGAACAAGACAAGAUUAAGGUGGGCCAGAGUGUGGUUUUGGAGUGUGAGAGAGACACUGGCAGAAAGAACACACCGGCGAAAAACCAAAGAUGGAGCAGGUGUCUGAUGAUGAGCUGGACCAUGCGGCGGAGGAGGACAGCGACAAGGAGGACCAGGACCUGGACAAGAUGUUCGGAGCCUGGCUAGGGGAGCUGGACAAACUCACACAGAGUCUGGAUGAUGGUCGACCGCCGCAGAAGAUCCAGAACGCUCCCCUGCGGCAGGAGACCAACCUGGCUAACUUCUCCUACCGCUUCUCCAUGUACAACAUCAACGAGGCGUUGAACCAGGGGGAGCCUGUGGACCUGGAUGCGCUGAUGGCCGACCUGUGCACCAUCGAGACUGAGCUGAGCAGCAUCGGCAAGCCCGGAGGCUCCCGCAACUCCUCCACCCGCCAGAAGGCCUCCAGCGCGCGCACUGGCCUCUCCGCCAUAGUCUCCGCAGGUGGCGGUGGCAGUGCCGGGGGCAGCAGCAGUGGUGGCAGUGCCAGCAGCAGCACGCGUGCGUCCCCGGCGGGCACGGUGCGUCAGGGGCAGGCCCAGAGCCGCCCGCUGGCCUCCGACCUCUCCCUGGACGACAUCACGGCCCAGCUGGAGAAGGCCUCCCUCAGCAUGGACGAGGCGGCGCGCCAGACCUCCUCCGCCUCCUCCUGCUCCUCCUCCUCGUCCUGCUCCUCCUCCUCCACCGCACGCCGGCCCUCCGCCACCUCCCUGCCACAACAGCCACAACAGCCGCAGCAGACGCAGACGCUGCACCGGCGCACAGGGUCGGUAGGGGGCACUAGCGAACUGGACGCCCGCUCGGCCGGUCACUCGUCCUCCAGGUCCAGCGCCUCGGCGUCCAGCAUGGACUCGCUGGACAUGGACAAGGAGAAGGGCCCCCGGGGGACGGAGAAGGAAGACGGGGGACCCCCGACCAACGGAGGGGCCCCCACCUCACAGGUCACACAGCAGAGCCAGGGCAGCACUGAGCAUGCAUCACGCCUGCGAGCCAAUGGCAGGCCUGCACGGGUGCCGUCAGCCAAUGGCAGGCCUGCUCGGGUGCCGUCAGCCAAUGGCAGUGCGGUAUGGGUGGCGUCGUCCAAUGGCAGGCCUGCGCGGGCGCCGCCUGCCAGACGACACCUAGACUUUGCACCUGAGCAGCACGGGGCAGUGGAGUUGUUCGAUCGGGGAACUCACUCGUAUCUGGACAAAGAAACGUCCCUGAUUCUGAAAAGCAUUGCGGGCAAGCCUUCUCACUUGCUUACCAAGGAGGAGCAGGCUGCCAAACUGAAGGCAGAAAAGAUCCGAGUGGCCCUGGAGAAAAUCAAAGAGGCACAGGUGAAAAAGCUGGUGAUCCGUGUGCACCUAUCGGACGAGAGCUCCAAGACCAUGAUGGUGGAUGAGAGGCAGACGGUGAGGCAGGUGCUGGACAGCCUGCUGGACAAGUCUCACUGCGGCUACAGCCCCGACUGGGCCCUGGUGGAGACCAUCCCAGAACUGCAGAUGGAGCGCAUCUUUGAAGACCAUGAGAAUCUGGUGGAGAACCUGCUGAACUGGACCAGAGACAGCCAGAACAAGCUCAUGUUCAUCGAGCGCAUCGAGAAGUACGCCCUCUUCAAGAACCCGCAGAACUACCUGCUGGGGAGGAAAGAGACGUCCGAGAUGGCCGACAGAAACAAAGAGGCAUUGCUAGAGGAGUGUUUCUGCGGCAGCUCGGUGUGCGUGCCGGAGAUCGAGGGCGUGCUGUGGCUGAAGGACGACGGCAAGAAGUCCUGGAAGAAGAGAUACUUCCUGCUGCGCGCCUCCGGCAUCUACUUCGUGCCUAAGGGCAAGGCCAAGGCCUCCAGAGACCUGGUGUGCUUCCUGCAGCUGGACCAUGUGAAUGUCUACUACGGCCAGGACUACCGCAGCAAGUACAAGGCACCCACAGACUACUGCCUGGCCCUCAAGCACCCUCAAAUUCAGAAGAAGUCUCAAUAUAUCAAGUACCUGUGCUGCGACGAUGUCAGAACCCUCCACCAGUGGGUCAAUGGAAUACGCAUUGCCAAGUAUGGUAAGCAGUUGUACCUGAGCUACCAGGAGGCUAUGAAGCGUACUGAGGCGGCGUAUGACUGGGCCUCUUUAUCCAGCUCCAGCAUCCGGUCAGCUUGCAGCUCCGCCAGCAUCCCUGAGUCCCACUCUAACCACUCUAGCGUGACAGACAGCGGGCUGUCCGAUGGCACGUCCUCCAGCCACGCGCGCUCUCAGAGCGUGGUCAGCUCCAUCUUCUCAGAGGCCUGGAAGAGGGGAACGCAGAUGGAGGAGAACAGCCGGAUGAGGUCCGAGUCGAGCAGAGCCUCCAGCAUCUCCCACUCCUCCCACACGUCCCACUCCUCCCACUCCUCCCAUCACCACCACCACCAGAGCUCCCACCACCACCAGAGCUCCCACCCCCCAAACACCCCUCAGCCUCCCCACGUGCCCCAUCCCCCGCCUGUCCCUCACCCCCCUCCCGUCGCCCACCAACCUCCUCAGCCUCCAGCUGCGACACGGAUGCCCUCACCUCCAGCUGCACCUCAAGUCUCUCCCCCUGCCCUCCAGCCCCCACCGCCUGCCCCUCCGACGGCCUUUGUGCCCCCGCUCCCCCCGCCGAACCCCCAGAUGCCCCAGUCGCCCUCUCCUACCUUCCCCCAGCCUCCACCGUCCCCUCACCUGGCCCAGCCACCACCCCUCCCGCCCAUCCCGCCUCAGAGCCAGCCGCCGCCUCCAACCAGCCCCACCCAGCACCAAACCUACGCCCAAAUCCAUCCUGCACCACCUGCACCACCACCAGCCCCCCAGCAGCCUGUUUCUCCAGUGGCCUGCGUGCCCCCAGCCCUCCCAUCUCCCCCUCCUAUGGUUCUCGCUCCUGCACCUCCUCCUCCUCCUCCACCCCCUCCUCCUCCUCCGCCACCUCCUCCGGUCUGCAACGUCCCCCCUCCCACCUUCAGCAGCAGCAGUACAGCCGCCGGCAUCCCGCAGCAGUCCCACUCCAGCAAUCCCACCGUCUUCGCCAAAUACAGCACCAUCCAGCGGCUGCAGGGUAAGCCCAACUCCGCCCAGCUGCCGACUCCACCCCCUCAGUCGGCCAAGCCCACCAAUAACGGCGCCAGCGGUGCCGGAGCGCCUUGGUUACCGCCCGCAGCCAACAACACCCCGCCACCACCACCACCACCUCCGCCCCCACCUCCCCCUCCGCCGGCUAACUUCGCGGCCCCAGGAUCGGCCAUGGCGGUGCUGAAGAAGCACGGGAUCGUGGGUGGGGUGCCCAUCUUACCGCAGAGUAACGGCUUCCCGCCCCCACCACCACCACCUCCCGGAGUCCCCGUUGCCCACGUGCCCCCCAAGCCCUCCUCCAACGGCUUCCAGAGGUUUCCGUCCCCUCCCCCUCCCGAUCUCUCCCCUUCGCCCCCUCCUCCUCCUCCUCCCCAGCUCGCGGCGCAGUCCCAACACGACCCCACCCCAACCCCUCCACCACCACCUCCGCUGGCCGGACUCCAGUCGGUCUUCCCACCGCCACCGGCCGCACCACCUAAGACCUUCCCUCCCCAGACGGUGCGCAAGACUUUCGGGGCGCCCUCCGCGAUGGCUCCCCCACCCGCUGCUGCUCCUGCUGCUGGGCCAACGCCUCCACCGCCCCCUCCUCCUCCUCCGCCACCACCUCCAGCCUCCCUCUUCUCGUCCUCACCUCCACCCAUGAUGAAGAGCCAGCCGCCCCCAACCCUCCCCAAGCAGCGCAGCCUGUCCAAGGGCAGCGCUCCGUCCUCGCUGGUCAAACAACUGGCCAGCCAGUUCCCUGGCGCCGGAGCAGGGGCUGGGACGAAUCACGCGGCGCAACCCACACCGCAAUCACCUCCCACCGUGAGAGCCAAACCCAAGUGGCAACAGAAGUCUGGCGGAGGAGCGCAGUCACCAGAAUUCCCUCCGCCACCUCCGGACAACAACAUGGGCUUUCUAUCAGCUUCUGCUGCUGCUGCACCACCCCCUCCACCUCCACCACCACCCCCACCGCCUGCACCUGCUCCGGGGCCCGGAUUCGGCCAUGGCCCUGGGCCUGGAGCUGGAGCCGGAGCCGGGGCAGCGCUCCCUCCGCCCCCACCCUUGCCAAACUUUGCUGGGGGUUCCCCGGUGAAGAAGUCCCCCCCGGGUGGGGGUGCCGCCAAGAGACCCCCACCCACCCCGCAGCGCAACUCCAGCAUCAAGGCAGAGUCGUCGGCAGAGUACCAGGAGGCUCGGGCGCGACUGCAGAACCUCGUCAGCAGACCUGCCGUCGGUUCCAGUUCUAGUUCUGGUUCCUCGUCCUCCCCUGCCUACGGGGGGCCUCCCGCUCCCCCCAAACCGGGCAAGCUGAACCUGAACCACCUGCCCCCGGGCCUGCAGGCCAAGGUGGGCAAAGCCGACUUCCCCUCCCCACCCCCGCCCGAGAACGACUUCUCCUUCCCCCCUCCGCCGCCCCCCGACAACAACGUCCCGCUGCCCCCUCCGCCACCGCUACCUGCCGACCUCCUGGGCAACGCGCCCCCGUCGUCGCGAGUAGCCGUGGUCAACCCCCAGCCCCAGUCCUCGCCAUCAUCGUCCAAUAACAUCUGGAGUGCGGGCCGCGCCUCGCUGAAGAAGACCCCGCCGCCCACGCUGGCCCGGCGGAGCAACGGCAACGUCUCCGUUCCCUCGGCGAUGGAGGUGCACCGCUCCAUGUCGCCACCGGGGGCGCCUCCUCUCCCACAGUCCCCGAAAGGCGGUGGAGGUAGCGGCGGUCAACUGAACUUCAUGGAGGACCUGAACCGGACGCUGCGCCGCAAGUCCGGCAGCCGUCAGGGCUCCCUGGAGCCGUCGUUGGUGCCGGCGGGCAGCGUUGGCACGGGCACCACCAUGGACGACAUGGCCCUGCUGCCGCCGCCCCCUCCAGAGCUGCUGGACCAGCAGGGGAACGGCCACCACGGCGGCAACAACGGCUACUCAUCAGGGAACAUCUCAGGCUAUGCAACACUACGCAGGGGACCCCCGCCCGCACCGCCCAAACGAAAAGACGCCACCAAACUCACAAACUAGACUAGUAGCCGACUGACCCUAGGGGGGCCCUACCCCAGCCCUACCCCAAGCCUAGCUGCUUUUACUGACAGACUUAGGGAGGUGUUUCACACAAGAAGUUUUUAGUAACUUAUCGUGGUGUGUUAACUUGGAGUUAAGUCGCAAACAUCCUAAUAUCAGAGCCCUAUGGCUAUUUUUUUGACUUGAGAAUGAAGCCACGAGGCUACGCUAUUAGUAGGUUUACAACUUGAUGGAGGUUAAACCAUGUUCUUGGAACAUCCCCUCCUUGACUGUAGGAAAGCAAAAAAUAACCACGCAAAGGUCUAUCAAGGACAUCAUUGAAGUGCUUCUUUUUCUCUUCAACCGUCUGUCACACCAAAAGAUACUUUGUGUCUGACUGAGGACCUUUUCGUUUCUGGUGGAACAGCGUUCUGAACUGUAAAUCAAAACAUCACAAUCUGUCGAUCGAUCAAUCGUUGAUUGAUUAUCAAUGCCUGACAAGAUGCCAACCCAUCUCAGACUGUUUGCUCUCUAUCUCUCUCUUCUUCUCAUGUCUUCGUAACUUAAUAUGAAUUCCCAACCGUAGGGGUGACAAACCCCAAGCAAAGUGACUUUAUCCAUCAUUACAUUCUCGCUGUGUGGACCUAUACCGCAAAAACAUUUCUGGUUGUAUGUAUGUGCGUAACAGAAGUGGGUCAAGUGGGGGGGGAUGUUUUUUUUCUGUUUGUUUUUAGCCUUUUUUAUAUAUGAAAAUUUAUUUAAUAUCUGAAAGAGAUUGUGUUAUUUUACUGCUAGGACUGAAUGAUUGAUGGAUUGAGUAGUACUGGAUGAGCUUUGAAGAUGCCUUUUAGAAAAAAAAUGGUCUGUGGGUGUGACCGCACUAGCAGAGAAGGAUAGUGCCUCACCCUCAACUGACUUGUGUGACUGCAAAAAAACAAAAAUCCAAGACUGCAAAGUAUAAAAAACAGCUGGUUCCGAUUCUUCCCACCCAGAUGAAUCAUUCAGAGCGCUUUGUUGUUCGUGAUUAUCUUUUUUUUUAAAGAAUGUUAUCCAAAUUGUAAGCUGACCACGUGCAUUCUGAAGGACUUCAUGUCUUCAUGGGCCACUGAUGAAGGAAGGAAGGAUGAAGGAAAGAAGUGAUGCCCUUACAAGCAGGAAGGAUAGAGGGAGGGAAGGAGGGAGGGAGGGUGGAAAAAGAAGGUAGGGAUUUUGAUCAGUGGUUUAAAAAAAAAACCCUGAAAACCUUAUUUUUUUGUCUUGGACUUAAACCGUCAAAGCCCAGAAGGAAACCGGACGUCUGUACUUGUUGGAUGUAACCAGAUGUGGGUCCAAGAAUUGUAUUUGUUGCUUUCCAACACUUUUUGAUUUAAAAGACAAAUCAUGUUUGAUGUGUGGAUUUGUGUGGAUUGAUCUAAAACAACUGUUUCAGUCACAUCUAGGCAAUCUCAAUCGAUCAGUGAACGAAGCGUGUCGAUGAAAAUGACAACAAAUACAUUUUUUGUCACCCAUGUUUUGGAUGUAAUGUGUGCUGUGAUGGUUUGCGCAUUGUUCUUUUUAAAAAAUCUAUACGUUGCUGAUCCUUCAUCGCUGCAGUAUCUCUGUACAAAAAAAACAAAAACAAAUCCUUUUCCAGCUG
Messenger RNA from Engraulis encrasicolus (European anchovy), 7090 nucleotides. It is a transcript of the gene raph1b, whose product is annotated as Ras association (RalGDS/AF-6) and pleckstrin homology domains 1b. The record is from RefSeq and is a predicted model, not a curated record. Bases 478 to 5475 code for a protein of 1665 amino acids. The transcript is spliced from 20 exons. Lineage: Eukaryota; Metazoa; Chordata; Actinopteri; Clupeiformes; Engraulidae. Gene Ontology annotation, cellular component: plasma membrane; cytosol. Gene Ontology annotation, biological process: signal transduction.